Messenger RNA from Hansenula anomala, 621 nucleotides. It is a transcript of the gene CDC8, whose product is annotated as bifunctional thymidylate/uridylate kinase. Bases 1 to 621 code for a protein of 206 amino acids. Gene Ontology annotation, cellular component: cytoplasm; cytosol; nucleus. The record is from RefSeq and is a predicted model, not a curated record. Lineage: Eukaryota; Fungi; Ascomycota; Saccharomycetes; Phaffomycetales; Wickerhamomycetaceae. Gene Ontology annotation, molecular function: ATP binding; dTMP kinase activity. The transcript is spliced from 2 exons. Gene Ontology annotation, biological process: dTTP biosynthetic process; dTDP biosynthetic process; dUDP biosynthetic process.
AUGGGUAGAGGUGCUUUAAUAUUGAUAGAAGGUCUGGAUAGAGCCGGGAAGACCACACAAACAGGACGACUAGUUGAUAAAUUGAGAUCAAAUGGACGCGAUGUUGAAUUGUUAAAAUUUCCAGAUAGAAGUACACCAAUUGGUAAACUUAUAAACUCAUACCUAGUUGAUAAGUCGUUUGAAUUAUCUGAUGAAUCUGCACAUUUGUUAUUCUCUGCAAAUAGAUGGGAACUUGCAAACUCAAUCAAAUCUAAACUGAGAGAAGGCAAGACUUUGGUGUUGGAUAGAUAUGUUUAUUCAGGUGUUGCAUAUACUGCUGCUAAAGGCUUAGACAGACAAUGGUCGUUGAACCCAGAUAUUGGUUUGCCUAAACCUGAUCUAACCAUAUUUUUGAAUUUAAAUGACAGUAGUGAUCGUUCAGGUUUUGGUGAUGAGAGAUAUGAAGUUAAAGAAUUCCAACUAAAAGUGAAGCAUCAAUUUGAAUUGUUCUUUAAUGAACCUAAUUGGGAAACUAUAGUUGUUGAUGGUAAAAACAUUGAACAAGUUGAAAGUGAGAUAUGGGCCAUCAUGAAUGAAAAAGUAUUGAAUGUGGAAUUUGGCGAUGAGAUUGGCGUGUUUUAA